Necator americanus (New World hookworm) is the source of this 1815-nucleotide messenger RNA. RefSeq lists its product as uncharacterized. Gene Ontology annotation, biological process: rRNA processing. Gene Ontology annotation, molecular function: RNA binding. The transcript has 14 exons. Bases 1 to 1815 code for a protein of 604 amino acids. The record is from RefSeq and is a predicted model, not a curated record. Gene Ontology annotation, cellular component: nucleus. NCBI's taxonomy places the organism in Eukaryota, Metazoa, Nematoda, Chromadorea, Rhabditida, Ancylostomatidae.
AUGCCGAAAAAGAAAGGUUCGGAGCGACUAGGAUUAGAAGAUGAACGAUUCACUCAUCUACGAUCGGACCCCAAAUUUUCCGGAUUGAGUAACAAAGAAAAGAAGGUCACUAUAGGGAAACGGUUUGCAGCAGUAGUCACGGAUCCACGGUUCUCAGCGAAGGCUCGUGUGGAUAAAUAUGGACGCCCUGUUAGAAAAACUGGUGGUGAUCUCCUGGACCUGUAUGAAGUUGAAGACAGCGACGAGAAGGAAGAGGUGAAAACACCUGAAAAGAAGGUCAAAGUCUCAGAAAGAGCUGGUGAAAAGCAUAAGACAGAGAAAAAAGUAGAAGAAGAGGAGAAUGACACCGAUGAAAAAGAACCAUCAGAUAGUGAUGAUGAUCGCCCUAUUAAGAUUGAUCUUGCUCGUGGUGAAGGCAAUGUGGAAUCGUCAUCUGACGACGAUGAUUCAGACUCCGAAUCUGAAUGGCAAGCCGACGAGGAAUUGCAGAUGGAAAUAGAUCUGGCUCAUCUUGAUGAUGACGCAGAGCAAGUCGAAUGGGCCACUAAUCGGAUUGCGGCUUGCAAUAUGGACUGGAAUGUGGUACAUUGUGAAGAUUUGAUGAUUCUGGGCAAGUCGUUCAUACCUUCUGGCGGUUCUAUAAAACGAAUCACAAUAUAUCUGUCGGAUUUCGGAGCAGAGCGCUUAGCUGAGGAAGAUAAACAUGGUCCUCGGCUGCAACUGAAAAAGCCUUUAGGGGAGUAUGAUGGAGAUAAAAUCGAUGACGAAACGAAACUUGCGAUGCGAAAGUACCAAGUUGACCAAUUACGAUAUUACUAUGCCGUUAUUGAAUGCGACUCAACGGAAACAGCAGUUGCUAUCUAUGAUCAGUGCGAUGGUUAUCAGUUUGAGGCUAGUAAUAUCAAGAUGGAUCUCCGAUUUGUGCCGGAAGGGAUGGAAUUUGAUAAGGAUCGCAUUAAGGAGGAACUUAGUGAAGACGAUGUGAACGUGGGGAAAUAUAAAUCAAAAGAGAAGAUAAUAUCGGCUGUUGCGCAAACAAGUGCUCGAAUAGGCUGGGAUGAAAACGAAGAAUUGCGUCGGAAGAAGUUUGAAGAGGCUUUCAAUAGUGAUGAUGACGCUGGUGCUGACCUUAUCGCCGACUCUGAUUCAGAUGAUGAAGAGCGCGAAAAAAGUCGACAGGCACUCAUGUCGCUCCUAGGAAACAAAGAAGAAGUUGAUGGAUUACAAGUGGACUGGGAUAAUCAACAAGUGGAAGGUGAAAGUGACGUCGAAUUUGAUAGUGAGGAAGGGGAAUAUGAGGAUAGUGAUGAGAAUAUUCAUGCUAGCCCAACUGGCGCAGAAACUAAACAGGAUGAAGAAGAAAUUAGUUUGCAGAAGAUUGAAGCGAAAAAGAAGCAGAAGAACACAUACCAAGCUUAUUUGGAGCGAAGGAAACAAAAGAAAGCAGAACGAAGACAGAAAAUAAAGGAAUUGAAGGAAAAAGAGCGAGAUGCACUUAAAGCUGUCGGUGAUCAAGCUAAGGCUAAACAGAAGGAGAAUCGUGCUGCGCUUAAAGCUGCUAAGCAGAGAGAGGAAAAGGAAGGAGUACUCGCUGAAGCAGUGGCUGGUGACGAAAGAUUUAAAGCUUUGUUCACAGACAGCGCAUUUGCGAUCGAUCAGAGUUCUCGGAAUUAUAAGGGCUCCAAAUUAAUUGAAAAGCAAGUGUCUGUCAAACGAAAAGCAAACGAACAAUGUCAGCAAUCAGGAGAUACAAACGAACCCGAUCUCAUUUCAAAGUUGAAGAAUAAAUCAGCAAAGUGGAAAAAACAAAAAUAG